This is a messenger RNA of Aedes albopictus (Asian tiger mosquito), 1758 nucleotides long. RefSeq lists its product as uncharacterized. The coding region runs from base 674 to 1654 and encodes 326 amino acids. The transcript has 4 exons. Lineage: Eukaryota; Metazoa; Arthropoda; Insecta; Diptera; Culicidae. The record is from RefSeq and is a predicted model, not a curated record.
UUGUUCACAAUCUGUGAACUUGACUGCGGAAAAAAUUGCGACCAUGGCGGCGCUGGUCCGACUGUCAAAAAAACGUGGAACAAUUUUUUUUUCUCAGCACUUAGUGAACCGGAACGGAAUCUUACACUAUCUUAGAGCACCUUUAACGGUGCGCUUCUAUACCCCGUUUGGCAGCCCUGCAUCAUUGCACACAACCGUAACGGUCGCUGCUAAACGCGCUGUCAGAGUAGUAGCGCUGCAGCCGGGAGGUGUUGGGUGGUUAAAUUUAGUAGCGCGACAGCAGCGCUAGAAAAGGCUGGACAAAACGUCAGAAGCAAAACACCGCGACGAGUUUGUUGUCGUUUUUGUGUCUGAACGUUGCACAAGUUUUCAAUAUUCGUGUUUUCGUCGUCGCAGCAGCAGCAACAAGUGCAAGCAUAUCACACCCGGUGCCGCCAAAUCCGUGAACUGUCUCGCCUCCCACUGCAUAGCAGCAGCGACAGGCCAAACAGUGUAACACCAGCAGAAACAGCAAUAGGCAGCGGUGCAUGAUCAGGCAAUCCGCAGUUCAACAAAAGCCUACUCCAUCCCGCAACUUUCGGUGGCCAACGACCCAAUAAGCCAAAAAAGACAGAGCGCAACGUUCUACAAAUCUUUGACCCGGUAGAAACUUUCCAGGACAACAAGGACGAACAUGAGUGCAUCGAAAGUUCGGGGCAAAAAAUGGACAGUGGAAGAAGAUGAAGCCCUUUGUAUUGCUUGGUUGAAUGUGUCUCAAGAUGGAGCGACCGGCACCAACCAAAAAUUGGAUACAUUGUACGAUCGCAUCUACGAAAUGUUUGUAGAAAUCUGUACGACCAACAGCUCAGUGUGCAACCCAGAACUGCGAGCGCCAAGCGGACUGAAGGCAAGGUGGCUCGUCAUCAACAAAGCAUGCAGUAAGUUCGCUGGCUGCAUGUCCCAAAUCUUCGGCCGUCAACAAUCAGGGGCCACACCUACUGACGUCUUAAAACAGGCGUUAACAUUGUACAGCGUGACAACCAAAGGUCCGUUCACUUUGUUACAUGCCUACAAGAUGUUGGAGAAGGCACCAAAAUGGCAGCAAUAUCAAGAUACAAAGCCGGCGACAGCGAACUCCUCAAAGCGUAGACGAUCAGAUGAUGGAGAAAAUUUCGAAGAAGAUAAUGAUUUAUCUACCACUCAGUCGUCGUCGUCAACUAGCCGCCCAAUAGGACAAAAAGCAUCAAAACAUCAGCAAAAAUUAAAAGGAAAUUCUGAACUCGCAGGUAUGCAGAUAGCCAAAGCUGGUAACUUACUAGCAGAAGCGUCAAAAGAGAAAGCAGUUCUGGCAAGAGAACGAACACAAGCCAUUAAUCGGAUGGUGAAUCACUCCAUCAUGUCGGUUGAUUUCUCCACUCUUAGUGAAACGGCUAAAAAGUAUUACGAAAUGGAACAAGAAAGAAUACUCCAGCAGGCUAUGGCGAAAAAUGUGGUACCCGAAACGCUACAUAAUUCUUACGACAUUACUGACGAGUCUGAAGUUGAUGAAGUUGAAAACGAUGGCAACGUUGAUACCGCGGAAUACGUCACAGAGUACGUUGAUGUCGAAUUAAACCCUGAUAGGAAUGGGGAUUCAGACCAGGUUUCUGAUUCAGAUACAGAUGGUGGUAAUUAACAAUCUAAUUUGUUAUGUAUCGUAUGUUUCGUUAUGUUAUUAAAACAUAUUUUAAAAUACUGUUCGUUUUAUACUGCCGAAUAAAUAAAUGUUUUUAACUUGAA